CUCCAGCAUCGUGAGAGGAAACCAUGCCGAAGUCAAAGAGAGACAAGAAAAUUUCGUUAACGAAAACAGCGAAGAAAGGGCUGCAGUCUAAACAGAAAUUAAUCGAGGAGUUACGGAAAUGUGUGGACACGUACAGAAACUUGUUCAUAUUUUCUGUUGCUAAUAUGAGGAACAACAAACUGAAAGAUAUCAGGACAGCAUGGAAACACAGCAGAUUCUUCUUUGGCAAAAAUAAAGUCAUGGCGAUUGCCCUGGGUAAAAGAGAAACUGACGAAUACAAAGAUAAUUUGCACAAGGUCAGCAAGUAUCUACGUGGGGAAGUGGGAGUACUAUUCACCAACAAAACAAAGGAUGAGGUACAAGAGUAUUUCGACCAUUUCAAAGAGAUGGAUUUUGCACGUUCAGGAAAUCUCGCACAGAUGGACACAACUCUAAAUGAGGGACCCCUUGAACAGUUCCCUCACUCAAUGGAGCCCCAGUUGAGACAAUUAGGACUUCCUACUGCUCUCAAGAAAGGAGUGGUGACACUGCUGAAGGAACAUGCCGUCUGUAAGGAAGGCGAUGUGCUCACUCCUGAGCAGGCUCGUAUUCUGAAACUCUUUGGCAUCGAGAUGGCAGAAUUCAAGGUGCAGAUCAAAUGUAUGUGGAACUCAGAAACCGUCGAGUUUGAGAACAUUGCUGGUAAAGAAGUGACCAUGGAGGAUGAAGAGGAAGAUGACGACGAAGAUGAUGUCGAAUGAAACAUCUAAGGCAGAAGUCGUUUUUGCUGGCUUUCAACAGCAGAGAGACCUUAAUGUGGAAACCAGUCAAUCACCCUGACUGCCAUCUCUCUCCUGUCCUAUUUUUCACCCCAAAACAUGAACAUCUGUCCUUCACCUUGAAUAUAGCUUUGGAUUGAGUUGUUCAGUAAACUGGGGACCGGAGUUAAAAGUUUUUACAUGUAAUCAUAUGGAUGCCACUAGUUUUGGUAAUGAACAUAAUGUUUGUAUUGCAUGCAAGUAUUUUGCCAUUCAGCCAAAACAAAUGAGUACAUGUCCAUGUGUUAAACCAACCCAUUAUAAGUAAGAAAAAUCACAGAAAAUGUGAAAGUGUUUUCAUUUUAGGCAAACGUUAUUUUUUACUUGAGAAACAUCUUGAAAGUAUUAAUUUUUACAUUUGUACAUUAACAAUGAAGUGCUUUUGACAAUA
Pseudoliparis swirei is the source of this 1188-nucleotide messenger RNA. RefSeq names its product MRT4 homolog, ribosome maturation factor (gene mrto4). Gene Ontology annotation, cellular component: preribosome, large subunit precursor; nucleolus. Gene Ontology annotation, biological process: ribosomal large subunit biogenesis; ribosomal large subunit assembly; nuclear-transcribed mRNA catabolic process. The record is from RefSeq and is a predicted model, not a curated record. Bases 24 to 740 code for a protein of 238 amino acids. The transcript has 8 exons. Gene Ontology annotation, molecular function: RNA binding. Lineage: Eukaryota; Metazoa; Chordata; Actinopteri; Perciformes; Liparidae.